AUGCUCGGGUUCCUUCGCAAGAAGAACGAGCAGCUUCCUGCUAAGGACGCCGCGUCAACGCCGAACGACUUUCUCCCACAGAUGAUGCAGCAGCGCGAGUAUGCCCAGUCUAUCAACUCCGAGUACCUCGAAAAGAGUGCCGCAGACGAGAACUGGAUCGAUGCUCGCGAUGGCUACCAGGUCAUGGCUGCUCAUCUCUGGAAAACGUGCACCCGCCGCAGCUUCUUCUCCGAAGACCCUGAGGUGCCAAGCGGUGUGGCGAUUCGAUUCUCCAAAGGCCAAUACGUGGUCUGCCCCGCACAAGACGAGAGGCUCGGGAACUUCUGCCGCGCAGUUGCCAUCCUCAACUGCGAGGCCGCCAUGACCAUCACUUCUCCCGUCGUCUCUGCCAUCAACACCCGUCUGGCUCCCGGUACCGAGCAGAUUCCUAUCACUGCUUCCCAACACAUUCAGGUGGUCGACACCAUGGAGCAGCUCGCCGGUGCGAGAAAGGCGCAAAACGCCUGCUUCAUCCGCCGCGAGAACACCGUCGUCGUCUGGAGCGACCGCGUCGAGCAGCUCGAAGCUCGCGCGCAAGAGCUCGAGGAGGGCAUGAUCAAGUUCGUCUGGACCAGUUCCUUCAAGAACAACACAAGCAACUUGACCUCGGCGGCCUCCACUCCCAACGCCACGGACGCUGCCAUGAGCCGAUUCAACCGCAACCAAGCUCACUUCCGCACGCUUUCGAGCAACGGUCACAACACCCCAUCGGAAGGUCACUCGAGGACACCUUCGAACCCUUUCGCCGGCUCGCCGGGCUCCAACUCUCCUCAGAGUCCCGAAUGGGCGAACAACGCCUCCAGCGAUCCCGAGAAGCAGGACCAGCCGGGCACCGAAGAGAGGCCGGUCUUCUACCAAGCCGCUCUCCAGCACGGUCUGGCCGUCGGUCUCGAUGUGGUGCUGUGCUUCCUCUUCAUCUCGAGCCUUUUCCAGUACUCGCUCAUUGACGGUCAGUGGGUUCGCAUGGCGCUCGCAGCAGUUACCUUGGUAAUGUUCCCCGUCAUCAUGUUCUUCUGCGACAACGUCAUUGGCAUCGUCUUCCAGAUUCUCGGUCCCAUUCGCCAGCUCCACACCAACUCUCAGUACUUUUCGGGCAAGGCGCCCACUCGCAUCACGGGAGCCCUGCCUCACAUCACGAUCCAGAUGCCCGUGUACAAGGAGUCUCUCGAGGGAGUGCUGAUGCCCACCAUCGAGUCGGUCAAGAAGGCGAUCAGCACCUACGAGCUGCAGGGCGGCACCGCAUCCAUCAUCAUCUCGGAAGAUGGAAUGCAGCUCGUCUCUGCUGAGCAGCAGGCCAUCCGCCAGGACUACUACGAGAAGAACAACAUCGGCUGGGUCGGCCGUCCCGCGCACGGCACCGAUGGCUACGUGCGAAAGGGUCGCUUCAAGAAGGCCUCGAACCUCAACUUCACCUGCCAGCUGUCCCUCGCCGUCGAGAAGAUGAUGUCCGAAUACCGUCCUCAGGAGGCUGAGCCGCUUGCUCUGUGGACGGAAGCUGAUGAGACCGAGCUCUACGAGCACUGCCUGCAAGACUGCCUUCCCAAGCUUCACGCUCUGGCUCAGGCCAAGGGCAACGUGCGUAUCGGCGACCUGGUCCUCCUCAUCGACUCGGACACUCGUGUGCCCGAGGACUGCCUCCUCGAUGCUGCUUCCGAGAUGGUCCAGUGCCCCGACGUCGGUGUCCUGCAGCACUGCUCCGGUGUCAUGCUCGUUACCAACAGCUACUUUGAGCGCGCCAUUGCCUUCUUCACUCGCCUUGUCAACUUCUCCAUCUCGUACACGGUCGCCGCUGGUGACGUCGCCCCCUUCAUGGGACACAACGCCUUCCUGCGAUGGUCUGCGAUGCAGGAGGCCGCCUUUGUCGAUGAGGAGGAUGGUGUCCGCAAGGUCUGGUCCGAGUCGCACGUGUCCGAAGACUUCGACAUGGCUCUGCGUCUGCUCAUGAAGGGAUACGUUGUCCGAUGGGCUACCUACUCGAACAACGAGUUCGAGGAGGGUGUCUCGCUCACCUGCGAUGACGAGCUCAACCGAUGGCAGAAGUACGCGUUCGGCUGCUCCGAGCUGGUCUUCAACCGCAUCUGGCAGUGGCCGUACAAGGGUCCCUUCUCCAAGCUCUUCCGAACCUUCCUGUGGAGCGACGCCCCGCUUCACUACAAGUUCUCGGCAUGCUCGUACAUCUUCUCGUACUACGCCAUCGCCUGCGCUCUUCCGCUCUCCAUCGCUCUCUACCUCGUCCAGGGUUGGUUCUACCCGGUGCUGCUGCCCACCUUCCUGCCUCCGUUCAACAUCUGGGUCGCCGUCGUGUUCGUCUUCAGUAUCGGCGGCAACGUGGCGCAGGUCAUCGCCCGAUACCGCGCCCAGACGGACGGUCUCUGGAACUUGAUCAAGGCGCACGCCGUCUGGUUCCCGAGCAUGUUCAUCUUCUUCGGCGGUCUCUCGUACCACGUCGCUGCCGCUCUCGGUGCCCACAUCGUGGGUGUCAACAUGACCUGGGGCGCCACGAUCAAGGAUCUCGAGGACAGCAACUUCUUCGUCGAGGUUCCUCUCAUCCUCAAGAGGUUCUGGAAGGUCUUCCUCAUCGCCGUUGCCGCCAUUGCAGCUGUGAUCGUCUUCCAGCUGCCUGGAGUCAUUCCUCUGCAAUGGCAGAUCGAAGGAUUCUUCAUCUACUGGCCUCUACUCCUCAUUUCUAUGCUGCACAUCCUCUAUCCCAUCGCACUUAACCCUGCGCUCCUCCGAUUCUCUUUCUAA
Molecule: messenger RNA, 2787 nt
Organism: Kalmanozyma brasiliensis GHG001
Lineage: Eukaryota; Fungi; Basidiomycota; Ustilaginomycetes; Ustilaginales
Exons: 1
Coding region: 1-2787 (928 amino acids)
Source: RefSeq, a predicted model, not a curated record